Messenger RNA from Poecilia latipinna (sailfin molly), 3084 nucleotides. Its product is annotated as mitochondrial sodium/hydrogen exchanger 9B2. Gene Ontology annotation, cellular component: membrane. The coding region runs from base 457 to 2211 and encodes 584 amino acids. NCBI's taxonomy places the organism in Eukaryota, Metazoa, Chordata, Actinopteri, Cyprinodontiformes, Poeciliidae. Gene Ontology annotation, biological process: proton transmembrane transport. Gene Ontology annotation, molecular function: antiporter activity. The record is from RefSeq and is a predicted model, not a curated record. The transcript has 13 exons.
UCCUGGAAUAUGCUUCUUUACAGAGUUUUGACAGACACGUCAAAAGGGCGUCUCCGUGGCAACCGCGAGUCUAGAAUGGGACACAGGGGUUUCAGAGUCUGGACGGACCGUGGGUCGAUUAUAGCCGCUGAGGAGGCGCACAAUGUCGGACAAGAGCUUCGUUGUUUUUUGUGUUUAAACGUUAGAUUAGUUUCGUUCUCUGAAAUAAUGUCUAUUACUUUUUCCGGAAUGCUUUUUUCAACACAUGAAGCACGUUUUAGGACGUCACAGCGCUGUCACUGACACACGGUUUCUUUGCAAACUGUUCAAUGAAAACAUGAGAUGUAUGAACAGGAGCCCCAGACGAGAGGCUGGACACUAAGAAGUGAAGGAAAUUCAAAUGGCUGAACUCAACCGUGAGUUCAACCUGCUGUGAUAAAGAAGCAAAAGAAUCAGGAAAAACAGUGGAGUACAACAAUGGAGGAAAACCCCGAGAAACCUGCAAAAACUGAACCGAGUCCAGCACCCAGUCCAGCACCCAGUCCAGCACCCAGUCCAGCACCCAGCCCAGCACCCAGCCCGCUGCUGGAGAGAAUCACUCUUCCUACUGCAAAUCAUGUUGAGCAUCUCAACGUGAACCAGUUCCAGGUGGUGGUGCGGCGUUGCUCGACUCCAAAUGUAACAGAGGAGACGACCUAUUUUAUCCCUCGCCACCCUGUGGUGGAUGCUGGCACCAACACAGACCCACCUGUGGUCUGUUGCCCGCUGCUUCGCAAGCUUUGCCCAUGUCCGCCACGAGGCCUCCUUGCCUCUCUCAUUACCAAAGUUCUUUUGGCAGCUGUACUCUUUGGGGUGAUUGUGUCCAUCACCGAGAAGGAAUGUCUUCCUGGAGGGAAUCUGUUUGGCAUCACCAUACUCUUUCUCUGUGCGAUUGUCGGUGGCAAAGCAGUCGCCCUCAUCCAGCUGCCUACACUUCCACCAUUUCCACCGCUCCUUGGUAUGCUGCUGAUGGGCUUCCUGCUGAGAAACAUCCCAGUUGUAACAGAUUCGGUGUACAUUAACUUCAGGUGGUCUGCUUCACUGAGAAACAUUGCUCUGGCUGUCAUCCUGGCCAGAGCUGGCCUGGGGUUGGAUCCCAAGGCUCUGAGGAAGCUUAAAACCGUGUGUAUACGUGUAGCAGCUGGGCCCUGCCUGAUCGAAGCCAGCACCGCUGCUCUCAUCUCUCACUUCCUCAUGGGCUUGCCCUGGGAGUGGAGCUUUAUUCUUGGCUUUGUUCUGGGCGCCGUGUCCCCGGCCGUGGUGGUGCCCUCGAUGCUUCGGCUGCAGAAGGAUGGAUACGGCGUGGAAAAGGGUAUCCCCACCCUGCUGAUGGCGGCUGGAAGCUUUGACGACAUUCUCGCCAUCACAGGGUUCACCACAUGCUUGGGCAUGGCCUUCGCAGAAGGAUCCACUCUGUAUAAUCUCCUGCGAGGUGUCCUGGAGGUUGGAGGAGGGAUGGUUGCUGGGACCCUCCUUGGCUUCCUUAUUCAGUACUUUCCAAGUGCCGACCAGGAACACCUGGUGAUGAAGCGUUCCUUCUUGGUGCUGGGUCUGUCUGUCUUUGCUGUGUUCGGCAGCAACGUGGCAGGGUUUCCCGGCUCGGGGGGCCUCUGCACCCUGGUGUUAUCUUUCCUGGCUGGACUUGGCUGGGGGGACGAAAAGGCCCGUGUGGAGGAAGUGAUUAGUUGGGCAUGGGACGUGUUUCAGCCUCUCCUGUUCGGACUGAUAGGAGCUGAGAUUCGAGUCAAUGAGCUGGAGGGACUUGCAGUUGGUCUGGGUAUAUCCUCCAUGCUUAUUGCUGUGGUAAUUAGAGUACUCUUCACUUUUGUGUGUGUGUUACACGCGGGCUUCAACUUAAAAGAAAAAGUGUUCAUAGCUCUUGCUUGGAUGCCCAAAGCAACAGUGCAGGCAGCAAUAGGCUCCACGGCUUUAGACAUGGCCAGAGCAAAGGGCAACAAGGAGCAGAUAAAGUACGGCAUGGACGUGCUAACUGUGGCCGUGCUCGCCAUCCUUCUUACGGCCCCGGUAGGGGCUUUGAUUAUCGGGAUCUUGGGGCCUCGCCUGCUGGAGAGACCUAAGACCCCCACCUGUGGUGAGCGAGUCAAACCCAGUUUAUCAGCAUUUUUCUUAGGCACCGCGGCAGGAAGUGAAGAUGACACCAAAACUCCUGUCACCUUCGAGAGUACACUCUGACAUCUUGAUCUAAUAAAGAGACCUCCAACGUCAGUUGUUUCAGCUGCUUUUAGCCACCGAGUGGCUCUCUCGUUGCUCAACUCUUUAUGCUGGAAUCAGCCUGUAUUUAUAGCAGCAGGUGGUUUCCAGGCACUGAGCUCCAAACACAUUUCCAUUGCCCUGCUGUGUGCAUUCAUGCUCUAUGAACUUUACACCAGAGCUGCUUUAGUGUCGAGCUUGAACUGAACAUUUAUUUAGAUAUCCUGUAAUUAGCAUGAGGCAAUUAAACAGUUUACAAGUUUUGUAAAUUGGUAAUGUUUCUUGCCAUAUUCAAAGUAUCCAGUGGUUCUGUUUCCUACUUCCAGUAAACGGUACUUAAACUGAAAUGGUAGUGCUUAACAUAAGGAUGUGUGUUUUACAAAGUGGUGACAUGGUGUGUGGUUGAAUGUAUUUUUAGAGGAAGCCAUCCAGAAUCCACAUUUUUAAAUCUUUUUUUAUUUUAAUGCUGUAUGUUUGUGCUGGGUUUUUUUAUGUUUGUCAUUAGGAUGUGUGUGGAUAAUUUUUGUGAUUUAGUUUACAACUCAGAAGAUAUUGAUGUCACACUUUAUUUGGAGUUAUACAGAAUGCUGCUUAAACUCAGCUUCAUGCACUGUGGUCUAAAAUCCCACAUCGACUUUGAAGUUUAUCUGAACUUUAAUGUGAUUGUAUAUUUUUAGAGAUUAUGAACAAAUUUUAUGUCUGUUAAGUGUUUGUUUUUUACUACAGAAAUAUGCAGUGUGCUGUUUUUAAUUUGUUUACAUUUUCAUUGAGUAACUGAAAAGAUUACAAAUUAAGACACUAUUUAUGAAUUUACAGUAUUAGAUUUUUACCGAACAAUAAAUGAUCACAUUUUCA